Messenger RNA from Sphaeramia orbicularis (orbiculate cardinalfish), 1791 nucleotides. RefSeq names its product COBW domain containing (gene zng1a). NCBI's taxonomy places the organism in Eukaryota, Metazoa, Chordata, Actinopteri, Kurtiformes, Apogonidae. Gene Ontology annotation, cellular component: cytoplasm. Bases 210 to 1322 code for a protein of 370 amino acids. The record is from RefSeq and is a predicted model, not a curated record. The transcript is spliced from 16 exons.
CGGAGAGGUGAUAGUGAUGCACUCUGUCAAAACAACAGCACCAUGAACAGCAGUGCUAGGUACAGCACUUUUACUGGAAACUUUUAAUACUUUAGUUUUCAAGAGGAAGCGCUGGGUCAUUUCUGAAAGCAUUUUCAUAUCAAGGAACUUUGUUUUUUUUUCUGCUGCUUUUCGCGUUGAAUUGAACAGUGUGCCUGCAUAUUUCUAGUAUGGAUGACAUGGUGAUGGAAGAGGAGGAUGAAUGCCCAGAGCUGGUGCCUAUUGACACUCAGACCAGUCCUCCUGCAGAGCAGAUACCUGUCACCAUCAUCACUGGCUAUCUCGGUGCUGGAAAGACAACACUCCUGAACUACAUAUUGACAGAACAACACAACAAGCGAAUCGCUGUCAUACUGAAUGAAUUCGGAGAGGGAAGUGCUUUAGAGAAGUCUCUUGCAGUGAGUCAGGCAGGAGAGCUGUAUGAAGAGUGGCUAGAACUGAGAAACGGCUGCCUCUGCUGCUCAGUUAAGGACAAUGGUCUUAAAGCCAUAGAGAACCUGAUGGAGAAAAAAGGAAAGUUUGACUAUAUCCUUUUAGAAACCACAGGACUUGCUGAUCCAGGAGCUGUGGCCUCCAUGUUCUGGGUCGAUGCAGAACUCGGCAGUGACAUCUAUUUGGAUGGUAUCGUCACGGUCAUUGACGCCAAGUAUGGACUGCAGCAAUUGGCAGAGGAAAAGGCAGAUGGACUGGUCAAUGAAGCUGCUAGGCAGAUUGCCCUUGCAGACUUGGUCAUUAUCAACAAGACUGACCUUGUUAAUGAAGAGGAAUUGGCUCAAAGCAGAGAUACUGUCAGGUCUAUAAAUGGUCUUGUCAAGAUUUUAGAAACCCAAAGAUCAAGGGUGGAUCUCUCUGAAGUGCUGGAUCUACAUUCCUUUGAUAGUAAAAAUGGAGCAAAUCUAGCAGAGAAGCUGCAACUUAUGAAGACUACAAGACCACAUCUUGACAAGAGUAUUUUAACGGUGACAUUUGAAGUUGCUGGAGAUCUCUCUGAAGACGCUUUAAAUGUCUUCGUUCAGGAUCUUUUAUGGGAAAAGAUGUUUAAAAACAAAGAAGGGCAACCCAUGACCGUCAUACGGUUAAAGGGCAUAGUAUCAUUCGCAGGUAAAGCCCACCAAGUGAUGCUGCAGGGGGUCCAUGAGCUGUACGAGCUGAAUGAGACGCCACAGCUUUGGGAGGAGAACCCAAGGAUCAACAGAUUGGUCUUUAUAGGCAGGAGUCUGGACAAGGACACCCUGCAAGAAGAGUUCAUCUCAAGAGUAGUUCAGGGAGCAAAUAAGGAGUAGAUAAAGAUCUUCUCUUUGCUGCUUAAACUAAUUCUGAAGUAGAAGUUGUGUUUUGACCUUAUUCAUUUAAGCAUAUUCCUACUGGUUUACUUCUGAUAAUGACUGAUUUUAGUUCUAUUUAGUGUUCAAUACAAUAGGCUAAAACUAGGUUAUUCCAUUAUUUCAUUUUUCAUAAAACUACGGUGUCGAGGAUCAGAGAAUAGGUGUUUGAGUUGCUGUGUGAUGUUCUUCUGUUCAAACUGAAUCUGACCAGUAAUGACUGAACACACCGAUAAAAAUAUCAUAAUACACAUAAUAUACAUUUUGUUUGUUUGUUUGUUUUAUAAAUAUGGCUUUAUCUACCAAAUCUGGCCUUUUUUAAGUUUUAGAGCAUCAUCCCUGGAGAAAAAGAAAGAACCUUGCUAUGUUUCUGGCUACAAUAAUCUGUUUGGUUAUUCAAAAUAAAGACAUGUUUUACAGGUGACCUGCA